This is a messenger RNA of Mizuhopecten yessoensis (Yesso scallop), 675 nucleotides long. RefSeq lists its product as uncharacterized. The coding region runs from base 85 to 675 and encodes 196 amino acids. The record is from RefSeq and is a predicted model, not a curated record. Lineage: Eukaryota; Metazoa; Mollusca; Bivalvia; Pectinida; Pectinidae. The transcript is spliced from 7 exons.
GUAGUAUUAACAGUUGUCAAGGCGAACAAGAUACGAUCUCUGUUCAGAACACCCUGAUAGACCUUGGAAAUUCGAAGCAAAAAAAUGAAGUUAUUUCUUCUAGCUGUGUUCCUCUGCUGGUUGAGUAUCGGGUAUACUACGGCAGCGGUUAGGACGUGCUUCGGAGAACACUGUAGCACUCACAAACCGGUAUGUCUCGUGAACAAGGAGCAUGAAGUAACUGGACAUUGUGAGGCAGUGGAGCACUGUCAUCAUAUUUCGGAUUGCACUGCCAGCGGUGGUCACGAACACGGACACGGUCACGAGCACGGACACGGUCACGAACACAAUAAAUGUUGUUGUAUGGACCAGCACUGUGUGGACGUACUCAGCAGUAGUAUGAAUGAUUCUGCGUCGCAGUUAUUCACCACACCUAUCUCCUGCCUCGGAGCCUCGUGUACAGGAGACGAACCGUAUUGUCAAAUUCACCUGGACACAGCCAAUGUUUUAAGAGGGCACUGCAUUGAAGAACGGCACUGCCUCGAUCACCACCAUCGACUGUGUCAAAGCAUACAUGACACGCAAGGACACGAUGGGUGCUGUUGCCAAGACCAAACCUGCAUUUCGACCAUAUCAAGUGAGGCAUAUGCAAAUUUGCUUUCUUUUUCCUGCGAUUUCUCAGUUUUGAAUUCGUAA